GAAUACAGUGUUUCUCCGAGGCUCCUGCCACGGUUUGUUACCGACAAAAUACGUUACACUUUCAACUGGCUAUGAAAAUAGAUAAUUCUCUUAACUUUAGUUAAUUGUGUAGCGAAAUAAUCACUUAAACGUGUUGUUACUUUAGAAACAGUAAGGUUACGGUGUCUUGCGGCUCCGUCUCGUCGGUUUUCACUCCGGGAGAGAAGAAGCUUCUUCAUUUUGUUGUGACCAUUGUAACGCUGUUUACUUUCGGUAUUUUGGGGAAAGUACUGGCCUUAAACUAUUCAUUGAUGGUCUGCAGUAGAACCUGAGGUAGCGGGCCUAACCGUAGCCCAACAUCAUGACCGAGAGUUUCAGCAACAUCGAGGAUGAGGCAUUCCCCAGUUUCCUGUCUAGCUCUGUGGGCAGCAGCCGUGCCACCCUGGGGAACAUCACCCUGGCCUCCACCCUGGGGCUGCCCGUAGCUGCCUCCACCGUGGCUAAAAUUAGAGCUGGGGCCGACAACAGAGUAAAUGCUGUCCAGGCGUCAUAUCUGGAGGACGGACCGCUCUCUCUGGCUAACUCUCAGUCCAACAACAAGGAACAGGGACAAUUCGCCCUCAGCUUCAAAGAUGAGCUAGAUGAUGCAGAUGACUUCAUAGCAGCCCACCGGUUCUCAGACAUGUUGGUGAAGGUGAAUCUGGACGAGACAGAGCCCAGGACUAGAGCCUCCUCCCUCGGCCCCAACACCCAGACCGGACCUCUCCAUGGAAGACACUCUGAGCAUGGAGACGAUCUCUCUACGGGCCGGCUGGCCUUCACCAACCUGGUUAAUAGGGACUUUAUGGAUCUAAAGGUCCGAUCCCUCCCAGGCACCGUGGACGACCAGAGUCUGGCCAGUGACGGAGCCGACAGCGACCGCUUCAGUGGGAGUGUCUCCAGCUUCCUGGCCAAUGAGAAGCUCAUGUCUGUGGACAGCAUGAACAGUGAUGUCACAGAUGACGAUGUCGACGUGAACGACCUGCAGGAUGAAGAUCUGGACUUGUACUUAAACCAGCUGGUGAACCCUGCCAUGCAGAGAGGACGGGUGGAGGGACAGGAGAUACCUGAUGCUGACCGGCCAGACAACCAAGACUAUUCAUCUCAGCCUGGUUCUACAGAACCACAGAAGAACAGAUACCAGUUCCUGGAUGACUAUGAUCAGGGUUUCCGGAUGCCUGACGUGCGGCUGGCCGCUACAGGGAUGGACUCGUGUCCCGGCAGUGAUGAAGAGGACACUGAGGAUGAGCUGGAGGCAGCUAGGAAACACACUUCUACCAGACACAGACUCCUGCUGUCCAGCACCUCCCGACAGCUGGUGGGGGAGAGCUACCGUCCCAGCUUCAGACCUGGGCUGGAGGGAGGCAGCUCUGACGAAGACGUUUACUCUGGUCGUAACCCUCUUCCUGGGUUAGAACACAGAUACUCUGCGGAGGGCCAAGUCAUCAACACUGUAACAGGAGGAGGAGGAGAUGGGAGCAGUGGGAGUGAGGAGGGAGGGAACGAUGGCGUGUCCACUCUACCCUCCUCCUCCUCCUCGGCCCAGACCACCUACGAUGUGCUGCGGGGGCUGGGGAUCCUGGGAGCCAGCGUGCCGGGAGAGAAUGCCCAGGACCCUCACUCUCUACUGAGGCUGAGCCGGGGCAGCCUGAUGGGGGACCGUGUGGGGCCGGUGGGGACUGGAGAGACCAGCGCUGGGCCCCAGAGGAUGUCCCCUGUCAACUGGAGCAUGGCCUUAGACCGACAGGAGGCGCUGGAUGCCAUGGACAGUACAGAGUCUACGGUGGCAGGGGAGGGUCAGGGUGUCUUGGAUUCUAUAUAUCUGAGGGCUGGUGCUGGACACUGGAGACCCCAGGACAUGACCUCUCACCUCCAGACCACACAGAACAGCUUCCACCUCUCUCAGGUGCUUCCUUCGCUUAGUGAUGAGGAGGAAGAAGAGGGGAGGGGGAGGCCUGCUGCCCUGGGGCCAAGAGGAGGUCCAUGUGGGGACUCCUCUGCACCUCCUGGUCCUCCUGGCCUGUCAGACAUGAGUCAGGGUGAGAAGGAUCUCCUCUACAUCUCUCUGGAAGCGAAGUACCUCUCUCAGAGCUUCCAACAGGAGGACUCCUCUGACAGCGACUGGAACCACUGUCCUGAUAACCUGGACUUCCAACCGGCAUCUCACAGUGUGGUCUACCAGAACGAGGAGGGGAAAUGGGUGACUGAUCUGGCUUACUACUCGUCCUUUGAGAAGGAGGUGGAUGGACACCAGCUGCCGGAGGUAGCAGACCAGUUCCAGGCUGAGGACUUCGUUCCAGGCAGUAACGCCAUAGAGAAGAUCAUAGAAGACCAGAAGGAGUUUGAGAAGGAGAACCAGUUCAUGCAAGAGGAGGUGAUGGAGCCUGCCUCCACCAGUCCAGGUCUCCUAUCUGACACGUCCUGGAGACUCCCAGCCAGCAGCCACAUCCUGAUGAGGGCCAGCCAGGUGUCCCAGGAGCUGGACAGAGGGAACCAGAGCUACCUGCGUCUGUCUCUAGGGACCUUCUUCCAGCAGCGCUCUGAGGCCCUGGGCUGUCUAGGGAACGACCGGGAGGACGAUACAGUCAAACGGCCGUCGUUUGGUUACGUCAUCACCUCUCCAGAGAAGAGGGAACCGUUUCCUCUGAUUCAACCAUCAGACUUCCUGUCUCAGGACAGCUCGGUCCACAACGACACCCUCACACACACUGACCACGACCGCACCAUGAACACAGAGGACUUGGACAAGACUGUGGAGGCAGAUCCAGACAGGGUGUCACCUACAGGAGAUGGCGAGCCAGAGCCUUGUGAAUCAGCCUCUUCCCCCCUCUCUGAGGCCCUGCUCUCCCCCAGCCAGACCCUUCCCUCAGCCUCCCCCCUCCCUGAGGCCCUGCUCUCCCCCAGCCAGACCCUUCCCUCAGCCUCCCCCCUCCCUGAGGCCCUGCUCUCCCCCAACCAGACCCUUCCCUCAGCCUCCCCCGUCAGCCUGGGCCCCAGCCCCGACACAGACCAGUCUAACCUCAUGUUGUCUAUCAGCACCAUUGCCUCGGCCAUCGCAGAUGCCUCCAUCUCCUCCGAGCCCUCCCAGCUGGCUGCCAUGAUCAUGGAGCUGUCAAAGAGGAGUAGGGUACAGAGGCAACACCAGAAAGGUGUGCCGAGUCCACCGCCAGCCUCUGUCCUGGAAGAGCCAACACCCAGCCCUAACCGGGUUCAACUGGAGCAGCCCAGCCCUAACCAGGUUCAACUGGAGCAGCCCAGCCCUAACCAGGUUCAACUGGACCAGAGAAUCCUGCUGGAGACUCUACAGAGGAGCCAGUGUGCCGGGGACCUACUGGAGACUCUUCAGAGGAGCCAGUGUGCCGGGGACCUACUGGAGACUCUACAGAGGAGCCAGUGUGCCGGGGACCUACUGGAGACUCUUCAGAGGAGCCAGUGUGCCGGGGACCUACUGGAGACUCUACAGAGGAGCCAGUGUGCCGGGGACCUGAGUGCCUUCGACAUUGAAAAGUACCUGAAGCAGACCGAGGUAUCCACCAGCAGCGACAGCGACCAGUCAGGCUCCUCCCACUACACUUUUGACUUCCUCGGCUGGGCCGACAGCCUCAACUCCUCCCACAGGAAGUCCCAGGCUGCAUCACUUGUUGUUACUGUGGAGAACGAGAGCUCGUGUUAUCAACACCAGGCUAGCGAAUACCAGGCUAGCACCAAGGGAGAUAUCUCCUCUGGCGUAGAGGCUAAGGCAGGUUUGACACAAGGUUACCCUGCUGCUAUGACCCAUCCAGUCUCUGCUGGGCUACAUCCAGGUUCUGGUCAGAGUGGAGUAGGCCCAGCUAACAAGAUGGAGGCGAGGAGGAGUUCCAUCCCCCGUCCCAGGGCCAGUUCCAUCCCUACAGCCUCUGGUAAACCAGGGAGGAGGUCUGUGGGCUCUGGUCAGUUCUCCUCAACCACCAUCUCCCCAGCCAAACCAGCUGCUAACAGGAAGCAUGUAGGGAAUAACAGUGAGCCCCAGCCAGCUGGUGUACUGAGCAGGAGCAACACGGAGAGUGGUGGGCCUGAACUAGGAGCAGUCCGUCCAUCACCCAACAACACCCCAGCCCAGAAGGUAGAGGACCCCUCCUCAUCUCCUGCCCCAGGCCUUAAGACCUCCCCUGGUCUGAGGAAGGGUCUGUCAGGGCCGCUGUCCCUCAGAGACAUCACAUCCCCCUCCCAGAGAACCAGGAGGAGCACAGUGAAGACCCACGCUACAGGGAGCAGUACAACCCAGCAGGAGAAACCCAGUGGCCUGGAGAAGAGUGUUGGAGGAGCUCCUCCCAACGCUGUGGCCAAACAUGUUGGUUUCACUUCCUCGUGUCACAACCCCCAGCCUGCUGCUCACAGGACGGACGAUGUGUCUCCAGGUACUCCUGUGCAUCAUGCCGGAGGACCAGAGCAGAGCCAGUGCACCUUCAGACCCUCCACCUCUCCUCUCACCCACUCCUCCCCCUCACAGACCUCCUUCCCCAGCCAAGAAGGGACUGUGUCGCCCCCCUCCCCCAGUGUAGGGGACAGGAGACGUCCCGGUGAUCUCACUCCUCCCCAGUCUGAGUGGAGCUGUUCCAGUCCCAGCCUCAGCAGACUGACAUACAUCUCUCUGAAUGACAGCACGGCUCUCAACACGACCGGCGUCCCAACUCCUGACAGACACCAGAGCCAUGGCACCAUGUCUCUGAGCACCACUAUCAUCAGGGCCAGUCCCACCCCGCCAGUAGAAGGGGCUGAUACCCAGAGUCCUACAGGUCAGGAGCUACCUCCUCACCGCUCUACAGACGUCCUCUGUCCUCCUAGACAGUCCAAGAGCCCAGAGUCUCCUCACCACUCGAACGGUCCUCGGAGUGGUUCAGGUCUGGGCUUUACACGCAGCCAGAGUGAGUGUAACUAUCACUGUGGGAACAAUAGAGACUACAACCAGCAGAAACGCCACUCCGAACCCAACUCGCACCUUCUCACCAAGUUGGAUUCUGGCUACUCCAGCAACCUGAACAUCCAGCAGCCCAGCGGUAUGGGGGGCCAGGGGAACCAGCAGUGGUCUGGGGUCUCAGCCCAGGGGAGUGAGGUCUAUCCUGGGGCCAGGACGGGCUUCGGCCUACCUUCCUCCGAGGACUUGUGCUACAUGCCCAUCUCCAGCUUCAAGCCCCAGGGCUCCAUGGUGGACCUGCCUCCAGGGGUCCCUAGCCUCCUGACGGGGCGCUCCCUCUUCAGCUCCCAGCUGGCACAGCAGAACCUGGGCUCGGAUGGAGCUCUUCACCCUGGUCUCCCUUUGCCUGCUCCUUACCACCACAUGGCAGCAGCAGGGAACGGCCUGUAUGGUCACGCUAUGUCCUCACGGUUAGGACCCAUCGUUGACCCCUCAGUCAGACACCUCCACAGCUCUGGGGGUCUGGGUGUCUCUGGGCCAGGUGGACCAGGAGGUCCCAGGGGUCUGUACCACUGCUCUAACCCCCACCUCAAACCCUUGGACCCAGGACUGAUGGAGGGGAACCCCUACAACCAGCACUGUGUAGCCUCGUGGUCUGACGGCAGCCUUCCUGAACCCACAGCCCAGGUCGUGAUCCCUGAGGAGCUGAGGUUCCCCCAUGCCUGCUGUGUGGGCAUCUCCUCUCAGACCUCACUGGGCAUCUUCAACCCCUCCGAGCGCUGGCAGCAGGUCUCCAUCACCGUCACCAGUCUGGCCAUCAACGGAGAGAAGGUCGAGUCAUUCCCGUACCAGUGGCUGAUCGUGAAGAACAAGACCAUCAUUGGCCCUAAGAGCACGGAGGAGCAGAAGGUGUUGUUCAUCCCACCUCAGGCCGGGGUGUACCAAGCUGUCCUCAGUGUCUCCUCCUGGCCUGCCUCCGCUGAGGCCCAGGCUGUCGCCCGCGCCGAGGUGUUCGCCAAGAGGGUGGUCCUCGUCGCCAUGGCAGAGGACCCUGCUCUGGAGGUGGAUGUGGGGAAGUGUGGCAGUCUGGAUUUCGGAGACCUGGCAGGUGGCAGUGCCAAAGCUCUCCCUCUGAAGCUGCUGAACAGGACUCAGGCCACCGUACCUAUUAGACUGGUUAUCAGUGCUAACGCCACGGCCUGGCGCUGCUUCACCUUCUCCAAGAGCCCCGUUGCCAUGACAGUUGAGGGCCUGCUGCAGGCGGGAACUCUGACAUCACUAGCUGCUCCGUCCGUCAUGAACCACGUGAUGCACGCCAGCUACGGAGAGAAUCCAGAGAACUUCAUGGUUUGGGUCCACUUCCACGCUCCACAGAAGUACCAGUCCUGUUCAGGUGGUCUAGGUCCAGCGGAUGAGUACAGUGCGCGGGUGGACAUCGAGGUGGACUGUCCAGGCCCCAGUCAUGUGAUCAGGAGCGUCCCUCUCAGAGCCAGGUCUGGAACAGCCAGAGUACACGCCCCUAAAGACCUGCAGAAUGUUAGCCUCUCGGCAGUGUUGGGUCAAUCCAGCACGCAGACUCUGCCUCUGAAGAACGCAGGGAACAUUGAUGUUCAGCUGAAACUCAAGAACAGCGGUGGUGAUGGCUGUUUCUCUGUGAGUCCUGUUGACCUGUGUCUGCGUGCCGGGGAGGAGCAAGGCAUUGUGGUCUCGUUCACCUCUCAGGGCGGCAGGAAGAACCGAGAGAGUGUUCUGACCAUCCUGGUGCUGCCGUCUGGUCCUCAGUAUGAGGUGGUUCUGAAGGGACAGGUGGUACCAGAGGAGGGGGUGAACCCUGCUGCCCCUGGUCCUGUCUCUGCCCUGGGCAUGCUGCCCCACAGUGAGGUGCCCCCUAUCCUCUCCAACAAGCAGUUUGUGGCCUGGGGAGGGGUCACGCUGGGCAGGGCUGUACAACAGAAGCUGGUUCUUCGUAAUAACUCCCCCAACACAACACAUCACCUGCGUCUGCUGAUCCGAGGACAAGACCACAGCUGUUUCCAGCUCCAGAGUAGUUUUGGACAGGAGGAGAGGUUGACCCGACACAGAGAGCUGUCCAUCCGGCCCAGGGAGGAUGUUGUUGUCCACCUGCUGUUUGCCCCAACCCGGCUGGCCUGCACCCUGUCCAAGCUGGAGAUCAAACAGUCUGGAGUACGGCCCUCACAGCCUGGCAUCAAGUUCACUGUGAGACCCUCUCUACCCUAACCAUCCUGGUUUACU
Oncorhynchus nerka (sockeye salmon) is the source of this 7165-nucleotide messenger RNA. RefSeq names its product centrosomal protein of 192 kDa-like. The record is from RefSeq and is a predicted model, not a curated record. The transcript has 32 exons. Gene Ontology annotation, molecular function: protein kinase binding. Gene Ontology annotation, cellular component: centriole; cytoplasm; pericentriolar material. The coding region runs from base 341 to 7150 and encodes 2269 amino acids. Gene Ontology annotation, biological process: centrosome duplication; centriole replication; centrosome-templated microtubule nucleation. Lineage: Eukaryota; Metazoa; Chordata; Actinopteri; Salmoniformes; Salmonidae.